GUUAUUUAAGGUUUCUGUCUAGGUGAAAAUAAAAGAGGAGGAAAAUGAGACCAUAUACAGUGGGUUAUUUAGCCGGUACAAGUGCUGUUAUUUGCCUUUGUUAUAUAAUAUACAAGAACCAGACUGGACCAUUGUCUGAUGAGCAUAAACCUGGCGUCACAAAUGAAGUCGUUUUGGAAGGAGUAUUUUCACAAGAUCGUAAAAAUGCCGAACAUUCUAAAAAUUUUCAACCUAUGACUAUACCCAUGGUUCGAAACAGCUCGUUUGAUUAUAAGGCUGCCAUGAUGAAACUGAACAAAGCAAAGGUAAGCCAAGACGACCCACGGCUUAUAAAGUUGAUAAGAGAUUAUUACAUCGAGCCACCUUCAACAGCACCAUAUAACCUUCUGAAUCCAGAACGACUGGAGUUCUCCAAUGGACAGACCCCUUUUGUUGAUAGCAGAUUAAAUUAUAUGGAGGGUGGGUUUUACAUUGAAUGUGGAGCUUUGAAUGGAGAGAAAGGAUCAAACACACUCUUCUUUGAGAAAGUAAGGAAAUGGAACGGUUUACUCAUAGAAGCUGAUCCAGAAAACUAUAAAGUUUUGAAGACAAAGAACAGAAAGGCGUUCUCUAUGCAUUCUUGCUUAAAUCCAAAACCAUAUCCAGCAUUGAUGACAUUCAACAAAGCUUUCAACAGAGGCCGAGUUGUCCACAACCAGGAAGCCAAGAAUUGGAUAAAGAAGCAAAAUAUCGCCAAAGACGAGAUUCAAAUUCAGUGCUUUCCCCUUUAUUCCAUACUCCUAGCCUUAGAUCAGUUGACUGUGGAUUUCUUUAGUCUAGAUGUGGAAGGAGAUGAAUUAAAUGUAUUGAAGACCAUUCUAUGGGAUAAGGUGAAUAUAAAGAUGUUAACAGUAGAGUAUGUUCAUGAUGUGGGCUCAUCAGGUGGGUUAAAGAGCUAUGUGGAGAAACAAGGUUAUGAUUCAAUGUUACAGGUCUCACGGUGGGACGGGGGAGUUAACGAUAUUAUAUUUAGAAAGAAAGGGUUGACUCAUUAGGAUAUUUGUUUUAAAGAUUUUGUUUCCUAUCUGUGCCUUUAGACAUAAUUUAAACAAUAAUAAUGUUUUAAACACUCUUUAUAUUCAACUAAAAACAGAUUUAAAUUUUGAAAAUUAUUUAAAUACUAUCAAAUCUAAAUAUCUAAGGAGUAGUAUUACGCGUUUAAUAAUUUCUUCGCAUAAUCUUAGAAUUCAAACAGGUAGAUAUGGUAGGAAUAGAAUAGAUAAACAGGAAAGAUUAUGCCAAGUGUGUCAAUGCUCCGAGAUUGAAGACGAGUAUCAUUUAAUUAUUUGUUUGGGUCGUCAGACCAAACAAAUAAUGGUAGCAAAAUUUCAGACCCUGAUGUUGUUAAAAGUAGUCCGCUUUUUUUGAAGCGGUUACUUCCCUUUAUAUGUACACUAACGCCGAAAAAUUCUCUAGAGGAGAUCACUGCGUAAAGAUUGUCAAUGACAGGCGCAUUACUUUUCAAGCAAAAUAAUUCCCGAAUGGUUGAAGAUUUCUAAUAUUGUUUUAUUCUUUAUAGAUAUACAUGCUUAUAGUAAGCUCCAUGAUUAUUUACAUCUGUGUUAAACAACAGGUUUUUACGGAAUACAAAUUCUAAUUUAGAAUAAUAUGGUUUUCUUCAUGCCAUCACCGUGGCCGAGGGGUUUGCACGCUCGCUUAGAAAGCGAGUGGUCUGGAGUUCAAAUCCCAGUUAAGGCAAC
Ruditapes philippinarum (Manila clam) is the source of this 1739-nucleotide messenger RNA. Its product is annotated as protein Star-like. The coding region runs from base 45 to 1034 and encodes 329 amino acids. NCBI's taxonomy places the organism in Eukaryota, Metazoa, Mollusca, Bivalvia, Venerida, Veneridae. The transcript is spliced from 3 exons. The record is from RefSeq and is a predicted model, not a curated record.